AUGGGCAUCCCAGGCUUUUUCGACCUCGCGAGGGCGAUGGGAGCGAUGGAUGAGAUGGACUUACCAAGGGACGGUCAUGCGCGUGGGAGGGCAUUGGCGAAGAAGUGCCUGGAGCACGACAUCAAAAUCAUCUUCGUCGACGUCUCGUCCAUCACCGGGAACGUCUUCAUUCGAACAGUUCGCGACUACAAGCCGACGGACUUUCGAGGUUUCGCUCACAUUCAGACGCUCAUCGACGUCCGCUCAGCCGCCGAACUUCACAGCAUCCUUCUCCCAAUCCGGCAAUCACUUCCCAACACGCAGAUCAUCCUCGACUUUGACCAUCCGCAAUGGAGACCCCAGGUAAAGGAGGAGGAGGCGAAGAAGCGGGAAAACGAGCGGCUCGAGCUCGUUCUCGCCGCCGUUCUCGACCACGCUGCUCGCAUUCGCGCAGGCGGCAAGAAGCAUCAAUCCCGUGCUCAGCGCCACCUAGAGCGAGCCGGUCUCGCCCCGCCAGCAGGCGACGGCUUUGCGACUUCUGCCGCAUCAUGGCUCGUCAAGAACGCCAUCCUCACGACUGCACCCGCCGAUGCCGACGGCUUGAUCGCGCGCGCGGCGAGGGUAGUCACCUCGACUCCCUUGCGCGCAUGCCUCCCUUCCUCCGGCGACACUCCUCCCACUCCGCUUGUCGGCCUCGUCGCUCCGCCAGACCAGCUCUCCUACCUUUCGUCCCUCUCCGCUUUCGGCUCGAACAUCCUCGUCAUCGCGAACGACUCUGAUCUCGCCGCCAACACCGGCUCUCUUGCGGCGCAGUACUUCGCGCGCGUCCAGCCGGUCAAGAUGAAGACGCUCUUGGGGUGGAUCGACAAGCGUGUCCUCGAGUGCGGACUCGGCAUUGACGGCGACGGCGUCGGACUCGCGAACCGCGCCAUGGCAAUGGGACAGGAUUUCGUGGAAGGACGAGGCGUUCACGGACUCGGGCCCGCCAAAAUCGUCGCCGCGGGAGCACCGACGCGCGACUUCCUCGAUACCGACUGGAUCGGCCUGGAGGAUGUGGGCAUCGACAUCGUCGAGGGAGAGUGGGCGCUCCUGCGCCCGAGUGUCGAGGCGGCUGCCAAGGCUAUCGUGCCGGAAGACCCUUGGACGCCCGCGCUGCGUGCCUUUCGCGGCGACGACGUCGAGCUGUUCGACAAGUUCGUCCUCGCCGAGUCGAUCUGGCGCGAGCUUGUGGUCGCUCAUCAAGCAGCCGAUACUCCGCCUCAGACGCCCUCGAGGUCGUCCGCUGGCGCCGACAAAGCUCCUGUGCCUCCGCUCAAGUCGCGGCGACCCGCGCAAGUCGCUUCCCCUUCGACAAGCUUGACGGCCAAGCCGACGCUGCACAACCUGCGGCCGCCUCCCGGCACCGAGUUCGCCGUUGCACGCCGACCUCGACAGCGUCUCGAAGCUUCAGCAACUCCUCGGCCCGCACUCGCAGACAAGGGCACUGCCAUCAACCCGCCUAUCCCUACGCCUUUGGUUACCGGUCAAGCUCGCCGUCGGCAGGCGAAGGCGGCAGCGAAGCGCUCGACGAUGGUCCAGGUUCGCCCUCGAGGUCACGUCGAGCCGACCUGGAACCAGCUGAGCAGGCUCAUUCCUGACCCCGCCUCGGUGUCCGCGACGCUCUCGGCGACGUCCAUGCUCCCGUCGACCCCUGCGACAGCGUGGACUUCGCUCACCGCCUCUCAUACCGCAUCCUCACCUGCCGCCUCUACUUCGACCUCCACCACACCAUCCUCGACAGCUGGCUCAUCCUCCCCGGCGAACCAGAAGAGGCGAGGCCCGAAGGCACCCACGCUGGCCGACCUCCGCAAGGAGGCGAAGGCGAAGCGGAAGGCGGAACCUCAGGAGGAAGACCAGCAUGAUGGCGGCGGACCUGCGGCAGUGCAGAAGGAGCCGAAGAAGCUGAUGGCGCUGCGCAAGACUAUCCCGAUCCGGAGUCGUGACCUCAACCUGCGCCUCUCGUCCACCUCGCCCUCCGUUUUCCGCCUCCUCCAGCUCAUCCACGGCAUCUUCAACUCGUUCGUCCCCCUCCUCGUCCUCGUCCUCACGAACGAGAUCCAGACACUCCGCGCGCGCCACUUCCCCCUCUCACCCGCCUUCCUCCGGUUCGCUUCGGAUCCUGCGGAAGCGUCGAAGGCCGUCGUCCGCGCGAUCAAGCUCAUGCUGGACCUCGCAACGGGCGAGAAGGGAGGAAAUUCAGCGGAGGCAAGUGUAUGGGUGCUGAUGGCGGACGAGCUCGGGCUGGCCCCGGCGAGCGAGACGCAGCGGUCGUGGGAGGAGGAGUGGCGUGAUGUAGGUGCGGGGGUUCAAGGACAGCUACUGAAGCGCUCUAUCCCGCUGGGAGACUACCUCGCCAUUCAGCGGACUCAGGACAUCUUCCAGCUCCCGACCCUCCUCGCCCGAUUCCUGCGCCACCCAGCCGCCCUCGCCAUCCUCGAGGAUAUCGUCACGAAAUACAGCACGUCGCUUUUCAAUAUACGCCGCACCCGCUUCGGCAAGUUCAUCAAGACGCUUGGCGAGGCGUUCCUCACGGCGCCCUGGGCGGCGGCAACUCAGCUGUAUUCGUACGCGCACCAGCUCCGCCUCUCGCUGGUUUACCUCUAUGGACCUCCCGCCGAGCUGCCUGAGCUGUCGGUUCCGGGAGGACACCCGGCUCUCCCGCCUUUGCUCCCAAUCCCCUCCUUCCCCUUCAUCGCCGCUCCCGACGUGUCGGUCCUCGAGAACCUCUCGGCGGCAGCCGUGUCAUCACCACCGCUCUACAACGCCAUUACAUCCCUUCUUCCGACAAUCCUCGGCCACUCGACCGCGCACACCCCGCUCGCGCCCACAGCCGUCCUCGCCGCCAUCAGCGUCCUCAAGCCGCGCCUCUCCCAACUGUGCGCGGCCGCCGAACCCCCCAUCCUGCUCGAAGACAUCGCCUUCCUCCUCGUCUGCCUUGACCGACUACUGUCACACCUCCUCACGCUCGUUGCGCUCUCCGAAGUAGCCGCCGAUGAACUCGAAGCCGACCAGCCGAAGACAGGUCGCUCGUCUGGCACGGGCUCAGCUUGGCGCGACGGCCGUCACUCACGUCUCAUCGGCGCGUCAUCCAUCGAGGCGAGCGGAGGAUACGCCUCAAGCCGUUGGAGCGGUGAUGAGCGCGACCAGCGAGCUCAGGCGCGUCUCGAGGCGGUAAUGGAUGCGGCGAGCUGGAGGAGGAAGACUGGGGGAGGGAACGGCGCGCAGGAUGUCGAGGAAGACGAAGAGCAAGGCGGCUCUCGGUUGGCGCAGGUCCUACCUAACGCAGCAGGCUCAAUCAAGCGCGUUGCAUCCGGCGGCGGGGCAGAGCUGGUCUCCGGCGUCUCGUUACUGGCCGCUCUCGAACAAGUCGUGGAACGCCUGUCCGUUCCGCCUGCUUCUCCCGCCGCACUCGCGCUCACGAGCAAUGGUGCGACACGCGCGUCGUUCCUGCCGAUUCACGUCCCAGCGUCUGUCGCCGACAUCUGCGGCCUCAUCUUCCUCUUCGUGACCCAGAGCGACUUCCGCCCGGCGGACAUCGCUCGGGCUGCAGCAACAGCCGUCGAUACAACACGACCUAUUCUCCUCUCGCAAACGAACCUCGACAAGUCUACCGCCCUUGCACGCCGUUUUGACACCGCCUCUGCACUUCUCGCUUCUCACGUCACCUCUCCCGUCGACGUUGGGGCAGGAUCAGACGCUUGGCGAACCGCCCAGGCCAUGCGUGCGUUGUGGGGCAAGUCCUCGUCUGCCGCAAAGAUCCACCAACUUGCAUCGGCGGACCAGCUCGAAGCGUUCGCUCUCGUCUUCGGCAACGCCCGUCUCGGCCACCUGCCACACGGCGCUCUUUCGUUCUCCCCGACACGCCUUCAUGUCAAAGUAUUGCGAGUCGAUCUGGCACCGGCUCAUCUCGUGCGAACCGUCCUCGCCGCAGGUCCGCCCGAUACGCUCCCGCAGCCCUCAGCCAGCAACGUGCCCGACACCGCAUCUUCGCACCCCUCGCAACUACCCUCGCUAUCCGUCUCAGACAUCCUCCGCCUGGCCGGCAAGACUGAGCACGUCGACAAACUCUACGCUGGCCUGUCGCUUCCGCCUGCGCGUGUACCAGCCGACGCCGACGCAUCCUCGAGCUCGACCUGGUUCGACGACAAUGGCGACUUGCUCAGCACAAGAAUCGGCCGCAGACGCCUGACCUACCCGCCCUUCAUCCCUGAGCCACCCAUCCCCUCACUCCCGACUCUCCCGCUUCUGCACUCCAAGUCUCCGCUCCUUCCGACUAUCCGGCAGAGACUUGGCCUGAACGCGGACGGGACAGGCGAGCUUGCCGAAGGCAUCGUCUUCCUCUUCAUCGACCUCGGGCUGAAGAACCCCGUCUCGAUGUGGUUUGAGCGAUCUGGCAGUCCGUCCGAGACGCGGGCGAUACUUCUGCGCGACGCGAUCUUCCUCGAAUCGCAGCGCCGCGAUGCUCGGGAUGGACGCCAACGCUCAUCCUUUGAUCUCAAACGUCGCCGGGACCAGCUGCAUGCUCAGGCAGCUCAGCAGCUUGUUGCGGCAGCCGGCCUCGGACCAGGACACGUCGAGGUGUCUCCUCCCGCAUUGUCAACGACUCGAGCCUCUUCGUCGGAUUCCGACUCUUCGUCGGCUCCUCGCGCCUCAUCCUCGGCCUCCGCCAGCUCGUCCUCGGCCUCCGCUAGCUCGUCCUCGGCAUGCGUCGACUCGCCCUCGACUGCCAUCGACUCGUCCUCGACUCAUGCGGAAUCUGGCUUGACUGUGGUCGUUGCCAUAGGCGCAGGAGCUAUCGAAAGCUCGUCAGGACAGCGCGGACCGCGGGCAGCAGGCCCCGUCGCAUGCAAGUUCGUCGAGCAGGUCUCAGCUCGCGACGAUCUUGACGUGCUUGCAUUCGCCGUCGAUGAGGCGUAUACAUCCUCGCGCUGUGUCUGCCUUGACUGCCGCUCAAAGGACGACCGCCCUUCGAGUGGGCUACCGGAAACCUCGUCGGCAAGCCCUUCCAGCGCAUCGUGA
This is a messenger RNA of Rhodotorula toruloides NP11, 5037 nucleotides long. RefSeq lists its product as uncharacterized. The coding region runs from base 1 to 5037 and encodes 1678 amino acids. The transcript is spliced from 7 exons. NCBI's taxonomy places the organism in Eukaryota, Fungi, Basidiomycota, Microbotryomycetes, Sporidiobolales, Sporidiobolaceae. The record is from RefSeq and is a predicted model, not a curated record.